Messenger RNA from Manacus vitellinus (golden-collared manakin), 775 nucleotides. It is a transcript of the gene NPVF, whose product is annotated as neuropeptide VF precursor. The transcript is spliced from 4 exons. Gene Ontology annotation, biological process: neuropeptide signaling pathway; negative regulation of gonadotropin secretion. The coding region runs from base 134 to 556 and encodes 140 amino acids. Gene Ontology annotation, molecular function: signaling receptor binding. NCBI's taxonomy places the organism in Eukaryota, Metazoa, Chordata, Aves, Passeriformes, Pipridae. The record is from RefSeq and is a predicted model, not a curated record.
GGAUCCAAGGUCCAUGAACGACGGGCAACACCUUCAUUGAUUCAAUCCGGUAUCUGCCCUGUUUUACAAGGCACUUGAGUCCAUUCAAUAGCAGCAGCCACCAGCUACAGUGGUCUUUCUAACAUCAACUAGUAUGUGCCUAAGUGAACCAAUGAAGUCCAGUCUGGAGAGCAGAGAAGACGAUGAUAAAUAUUACGAGAUUAAAGAUAUUUUGGAAGAAAUGCAGAGGAGUCUCAAUUUUGAAGAAAUGGAAGACUGGGCAUCAAAAAAUACCAUGAACCCUUUUACUCUAAACAAGAUGCCAAAUUCAGUUGCUAAUUUACCUCUUAGAUUUGGAAGGAAUUAUCCAGAAGAAAGAAGCAUUAAACCAUUUGCUAAUUUGCCCCUGAGAUUUGGAAGAGCUUUUGGAGACAACAUACCUAAUCAUGCUCCAAAGGUAUCACACAGGCUUGGGAGAUCUCCACUUGUUAGAAGUUCCAGUCAAUCACUUCUAAAUUUGCCACAGAGAUUUGGGAAGUCACUGACUGUCAAUCAGGAAUCUGAACCAGGGAUAUGAAUUCUAAGAGUCACAAUAAUACUGGGAUGAAAUUAUGAAGAUGAAAUCUGAAAGACUUGGAAAAGCUGCAAUGUGUGUUCAAAACCAGAAGUCAUGAAAAGGAAACGUGAACCUAAAUGUAAACCUGUCUUCAUGUUAUGAAUAAUAUAUUAAUUAUGUACAAACUUUUGACAUAUAAGGCAAUGAUAAUUGUAGUGAUUAUUGUAGUACUUUACUUCA